Messenger RNA from Marasmius oreades (fairy-ring Marasmius), 628 nucleotides. RefSeq lists its product as uncharacterized. The coding region runs from base 103 to 453 and encodes 116 amino acids. The record is from RefSeq and is a predicted model, not a curated record. The transcript has 3 exons. Lineage: Eukaryota; Fungi; Basidiomycota; Agaricomycetes; Agaricales; Marasmiaceae.
GGGACUGGGAAAAUUCAAAAGACUUACACUUCUCAGUAAGGCCUCACUUCUCCCGCUUCACCAGGUCAUAUCUCGUUUUCAAAGCCACGACCUUCACUCGAUAUGAUACCCGACCCACCUUCUCAUCUCAGUCCCAAACCAGAUGCACGAUGCACUCGCCCCCCCAAAUCUCGAAUGGGUCCAGUGUACUACUCCUGGCGCAUUCGAAUGUGGAUUGAAGGCACAUUUGUUCUUCAUAUGCUGGAGCCUUGGGAGAAAUUAUUAAUCUUGCUCAUCUUCCUUGUUUCUCUUGUCUUGCUCAUGACUGGAGUGGUUCGAUACCUUCCUCACCAUUUAUCUGUCAUGCAGCGGCGCAGUGCGUACUACCUAUGGGGGAAUGAGAAUGACGAGGGAUGGGUUUUACACUGGAUUGGAAAGGCAAUAGGAUCAUCCGCAGUAACGGCAGAAUUAUGAUAAUAAAUGUUGGGAAACCAGGUACCAUGACUUUAUUACGUUCAUGUACUUGACAUGUGUCUGCAUACUCGUUGGCCGUUCAAGGGCAUUCCUAUCCGUUAUUUCCAUUUUACAUCAAUCCUCAUAUAUGAUACAUGACCGACUAUCAAUAUAUGCUGGAAUACUCGGAUUUAAC